UCCCAUAAUGAGAAGGCAGAGCGGGGACUCUCGCUACGGCUCCCGGGCUGGGUGCGCGUACAGUAUAGCCCAAGGGCGGCCGUAAUUCGUUAGACACCGCCUGGCCCGCGGCCGCCGCGCUUCCGCGCAGCCCCCGGCGCGGAGACCUUCGCGCACCAUGUCGGACUGCGAGGGACUGCCCGUGGAUGACAGUGCCUCUGCUGCAAGCAGUAUGGAGGUAACAGAUCGCAUUGCUUCUCUGGAGCAGCGUGUCCAGAUGCAGGAAGAUGACAUCCAGCUGCUUAAAUCUGCCCUUGCUGAUGUGGUUCGACGCUUGAAUAUAACAGAGGAACAACAGGCCAUGCAAAACAAGAAAGGACCUACCAAAGAUCAGAGUAUGAUUAAAAAAGCUGCUGCUGAGGCUGAUAAACAUGUCAGUACUGCUACCACAGCAAGACCACUGGUACAAACACUGCCUUUAAGGACUACUGUUAAUAAUGGAACUGUGUUACCAAAGAAACCAAGUGGCUCUUUACCUUCCCCAUCAGGAACCAGGAAGGAAACUGUAUCACCAGCAGCAAAAAGCACUGUUAAGAGAACCAGUUCAGCCGAGCGUGUGUCACCGGGAGGUCGGCGGGAAAGCUAUGGGGACUCCAAGGGGAGUCGUAACCGCACGGGAUCCACCAGCAGUUCCUCAAGUGGUAAAAAGAACAGUGAAAGCAAACCGAAGGAACCAAUGUUCAGUGCAGGGAAGCGCCGUGUGACACACUGCAAAGAGGAAGGAUACGUAAAAAUGUUUCUUCGUGGACGUCCUGUUACCAUGUACAUGCCCAAAGAGCAAGUGGAAUCUUACAAUUUGGAAGCAAAAGUAGAACUACCAGCCAAGAGGCUUAAACUGGAAUGGGUCUAUGGAUAUAGGGGUCGGGACUGCCGCAGUAAUCUGUAUCUCCUUCCAACGGGUGAAACUGUGUAUUUCAUUGCAUCGGUAGUUGUGUUAUUCAAUGUUGAAGAACAGCUUCAGAGACAUUACACCGGUCAUAAUGAUGAUGUGAAGUGCCUAGCUGUCCAUCCUGAUAGGAUCACUAUAGCAACAGGUCAAGUUGCAGGUACAUCCAAAGAUGGAAAACAAUUACCACCACAUGUACGUGUCUGGGAUUCUGUUACUCUGAAUACACUGCAUGUCAUUGGAAUGGGUUUUUUUGACCGAGCUGUCACUUGCAUUGCUUUUUCUAAAUCUAAUGGAGGAAGUAGCCUGUGCUCAGUGGAUGACUCAAAUGACCAUGUGCUUUCUGUGUGGGACUGGCAGAAAGAGGAAAAGCUGGCAGAUGUCAAGUGCUCUAAUGAGGCUGUAUUUGCUGCAGAUUUUCACCCCACCGACACAAAUAUAAUAGUUACUUGUGGAAAAUCACACCUUUAUUUUUGGACAUUAGAAGGGAAUUCCCUCAUUAAAAAGCAAGGAUUAUUUGAGAAACAAGAGAAGCCAAAGUUUGUCCUGUGUGUGACCUUUUCUGAAAAUGGUGAUACUAUUACAGGAGACUCGAGCGGCAAUAUUUUGGUCUGGGGGAAAGGUACCAAUAGAAUAAGCCACGCAGUUCAAGGGGCGCAUGAAGGUGGAAUAUUUGCGCUUUGUAUGCUACGAGAUGGUACACUAGUAUCAGGAGGUGGAAAAGAUCGAAAACUAAUAUCUUGGAAUGGAAAUUACCAAAAACUUCAUAAAACAGAGAUUCCAGAAAAGUUUGGUCCAAUAAGAACAGUAGCAGAGGGAAAAGGUGAUGUUGUGUUAAUAGGAACGACUAGAAACUUUGUUCUCCAGGGCACACUGUCAGGAGAUUUUUUUCCAAUUACCCAAGGUCACACUGAUGAGCUUUGGGGACUUGCAGUCCAUUCCUCUAAACCUCAGUUCUUCACUUGUGGACAUGACAAACACAUUACCCUCUGGGACGCGACCACUCAUCGUCCUAUCUGGAACAAGAUUAUAGAGGAUCCAGCGCAGUCUUCAGGUUUUCAUCCUUCGGCAUCCGUUGUUGCAGUAGGGACACUAACAGGAAGGUGGUUUGUGUUUGACACAGAAACAAAAGACUUGGUCACUGUACACACAGACGGAAACGAACAGCUGUCUGUAAUGCGUUACUCACCAGAUGGAAACUUCUUAGCAAUAGGUUCCCAUGACAACUGUAUUUAUAUAUAUGGUGUAAGUGAAAAUGGAAGGAAGUACACUCGAAUUGGCAAAUGUUCAGGUCAUUCCAGCUUUAUUACUCAUUUGGAUUGGUCUGUUAAUUCACAAUAUCUUGUGUCUAAUUCAGGGGACUAUGAAAUCCUAUAUUGGAUCCCCUCUGCUUGUAAACAAGUAGUGAGUGUUGAAACAACUCGAGAUAUAGAAUGGGCCACUUAUACCUGUACUUUAGGAUUCCAUGUUUUUGGUGUAUGGCCUGAAGGUUCAGAUGGAACAGAUAUCAACGCUGUCUGUCGAUCACACGGGAGAAAACUGCUAUCAACAGGGGAUGAUUUUGGCAAAGUACAUCUCUUCUCAUAUCCCUGUUCACAGUUUAGGGCUCCAAGCCAUGUAUACGGUGGACACAGUAGUCAUGUAACUAAUGUAGAUUUUCUCUGUGAAGACACUCAUCUCAUCUCCACAGGCGGAAAAGACACAAGUAUUAUGCAGUGGCGAGUCAUUUAGAGAAAGCAUCAGCGUGAACAUACACAGCUGAGUCGACCAUGCACAGAACUCAUGUAUAAACUGUAUAUUUAAAACUUAACAGUAUGUUUGCAGUUUAGCCUGGUCACUGUGAUUUUUGUUUAAAGAAUUUUUACAAACCUCAGGAAAAUUAAGCCCUGUGCUGGUUACCUUACUCAGUUUAGUGAUUUUUUUUUUCAUUGUGUCACACCUUACGAAUGAUUGUUUUAUCUUUUUUUGUACAAUAUAUAAUGCAGUACAAGUUUAAUAUAAAAAUGUGGCUUGACAGUUUGCAAUACAGUGGUAUCAGCAGAAUGUGACUAUCUUAAAUGUUUUAUAUAAACACUGCUAAAACGGUCACAAAAAUGCCUUUCAAAGACUGUAUAUAUGUGCUUAUUUGUUUCACUAUCUACACUUUGUACUGUAUAUCUACUUAUUUAGAAAAAUCUAUGGCGACAUUGAGGUACUGAAUUGUUUCCGAUGGAGGAUGAUGAAUUGAUGCAAAAGGUAUAAAUCAAGCUGUAAGAUGCAAAUAUUAACAUGUUCUCGAUCAGCAAAUGUGAAUUUUAGUAAAUUUGCAUUCCCUUGGGAAUAGCAACCUUAGCUAUCACCUGUGAGGAGUUGUAUUCCCUUUGAAAUCAGCAAAUCAGCAGGUUUUGCCCCAGUUUAAAACCUGAAUAUCUCAGCAGGGUUUACAGAUGUUUGUAGUUCAGGUAUUCCAUAUGAGUUUAAAUCAAAAUCUUUUUAGUUGUAUAUGAACAAUUUCCUAUUUCAAAACAAAACAACAAAAAAAACUUGACCACAUCCCCAUUAUUGGUUGAUAUAUUUAACUAGUAUGUAUAGUAAUCAGCAUGAUACUAUAUUGUACAUGUAUAAGAUUUUAGCAGUUCAUAACAAAUGGUAAGGCAAUCUAGCUUUACUUUUUUAUGCUUACGGAUAUUGUAUAUUUGUAUUUUAAGACCAAGUAGACCAAGUCUAAAGAUAUCUUUUUAAGUGUACCAUAAACCUGCAGAGGGUAAAGGAAGUCUUGGAAGCCUACAUAAUAUUACUGUGUAACUUCUGGCCCCUGUGUUUUGUGCAUGGAUGGAUAUUUAUAGUAUGAAAUAAGAUUGUGUUUUGCAAUGAAGUAAUAGUGGAGGUGGUAUAAAAUGGUUAAGAAGGCCUUAUCAAUGUUGAUUGUGACGCAGAUUGAAAUGUAUUGUUUGCUUUGAGGAAUGUAUCUGAAGAAUUUUAAAAGAGAGGAGUUCUAAGCAGAUUCGAAAAAAGAUAAUAUUAAAAUAAUGGACAGUAAACGAUAAUUCUUUGAACUCUAAAGCACUGGUUGUUUAGAGUGAUUUAAAUGAAACAGAACCAAUAAAUUUUGAACUUUUUUAUUACAUCUCCAACCUGCUUACACUGAAAGUGCAGGACGCCAAUAAACGUGUAUUAAAGUGAA
Rhea pennata is the source of this 4088-nucleotide messenger RNA. RefSeq names its product EMAP like 1 (gene EML1). NCBI's taxonomy places the organism in Eukaryota, Metazoa, Chordata, Aves, Rheiformes, Rheidae. Gene Ontology annotation, cellular component: mitotic spindle. Gene Ontology annotation, molecular function: microtubule binding. The record is from RefSeq and is a predicted model, not a curated record. The transcript has 24 exons. Gene Ontology annotation, biological process: microtubule cytoskeleton organization. Bases 158 to 2656 code for a protein of 832 amino acids.